AUGAGUGGGAAUGACACGGUAGUCUGUGGCGGCGUCUUGCUCCCGCGUCGAGUCUGCUUGGCGCCAACCGCCGCACUCUGGUCGUGCUGCGGGCUCGGUGGCUACCACCACAUUGCGCCGGCCGCCUUGUGGCUCGUCUUUCUGAGCCUCACCGCGUGUGCGCAGUACCACUACAACCUCUUCCACGACCUCGACAGCACAGCCGACGAGCUUCACGACAUUCAGACCCAAGCUCUCGGUGUCGUUGUCGCGCGUCGGAAGCGCGUCAUCUUUGGCAAGUCGUACCGAGACCCGCGACGGCUGCUCAUGCUCGGCGCCAUGUGGAGCGAGCUCUUUGGCUUUAGCUACACACCUGGUCAGCUCGUCAUCUACCAACUCACGCAGUCCAACAUUGCGGGUCUCGUGUCUGGUCCUGUCCAGUUUGGCUUGUUUGCC
This is a messenger RNA of Saprolegnia parasitica CBS 223.65, 435 nucleotides long. RefSeq lists its product as hypothetical. NCBI's taxonomy places the organism in Eukaryota, Oomycota, Saprolegniomycetes, Saprolegniales, Saprolegniaceae. The transcript has 2 exons. The record is from RefSeq and is a predicted model, not a curated record. The annotation marks the transcript as partial.